AUGGAAGACUCAUUCCCCCCACCUUUCCGCACCGCCCGUCUACAAUUCCACCCGAUGGUCGACGCCGACGCGGCAGGCAUCCACGCCAUCCGCGGUUUAGAGGAGGUCAUGAAAUGGAGUCUAAAAAAAGUCCCUGAUGCGGAUCUCGCGACGACAAGGAAGUGGGUGGAGGAGUACCUGAGGCCGGAGCCGCGGACGCCUGGGAAUGUGGGGUAUGUGCUUCGGGAGAUUGGGUCUGGGUCUGGGUCUGGGUCUGGGUCUGGGUCUGAGUCUGAGUCUGAGGCUUCUGGGGCGGGUGGAGACGGAGAUGGGAAGGGUGAGUUUCAGUUACUCGUCUUGUUUGGGGCGUACGUCUAUGUGUGGUUGGAGGCUAAGAGACAGGCAGGCCGGAUUAUCGCUUCUAUUGGCUUGCACUAUGGACUCAUUGAGGAGCUGGGGGAAAAGCGCUGGGAGCUGGGGUAUAUCUUUCACCCUGACUUCUGGGGGAAGGGGUAUGCGACUGAGGCUGUGAGGGGGUUGAUGGGUGCGUGGCCGGGGAUCUAUCAGAGAGUUAAUUGGGGGGAUGUUGUGCAGCAGGAGCGGAGCGGAGAGGUGGUUGCCAUCACGGACGACGGCAAUGAGCCGAGUAAGCGUGUUUUGAGGAAGUGUGGGUUUGAAGCUAUGGAGGAGUUUGUGGACCAGGAUGGGACAAAGUGUGUGGCUUUUGUUUAUAGGGGUUAG
Aspergillus udagawae is the source of this 720-nucleotide messenger RNA. Its product is annotated as GNAT family N-acetyltransferase. Lineage: Eukaryota; Fungi; Ascomycota; Eurotiomycetes; Eurotiales; Aspergillaceae. The coding region runs from base 1 to 720 and encodes 239 amino acids. The transcript is spliced from 2 exons. The record is from RefSeq and is a predicted model, not a curated record. Gene Ontology annotation, molecular function: acyltransferase activity, transferring groups other than amino-acyl groups.